This is a messenger RNA of Cucumis melo (muskmelon), 738 nucleotides long. Its product is annotated as heavy metal-associated isoprenylated plant protein 39. The coding region runs from base 222 to 596 and encodes 124 amino acids. The record is from RefSeq and is a predicted model, not a curated record. NCBI's taxonomy places the organism in Eukaryota, Viridiplantae, Streptophyta, Magnoliopsida, Cucurbitales, Cucurbitaceae. Gene Ontology annotation, molecular function: metal ion binding. The transcript has 3 exons.
CAAAUUAGCAUUAGAAGGAUAUCUACAUUUCAACCUUCCAAUUUCCUCUCUCCUCUUAUUCCUUAUUUGAAACUUAGUCCACUCAUCUUCCCACUUACCACUUCCACAAAAACAACUAAGAACUUCCCUUCUCCUUUCUCAUCUUCAUAAAAAUUUCCCCUCCCCACCUCUCAACCCUCCAUCACUCCCCAAUUCAUCAUAUCAUCUUAUCAAACUCAAAAAUGAGAAAAGUGGUAUUGAAAUUGGAAUUACAUGGUGAUAGAGAAAAGCAAAAAGCCUUGAAAUCAGUAUCUGUUCUUCAAGGAAUUGAAUUGAUCGCCAUGGACAUGAAAGACAAAAAGUUAACAGUGAUUGGAGAUGUAGACCCAGUUGACGUCGUUGCGAAGGUUCGAAAGCAUUGGCCGGACGCCGACAUCGUCAGCAUCGGCCCGGCAAAGGAAGAGAAGAAGAAGGAAGAGCAAAAGAAUCAAAAUGAUCAAAAGAUGGAAGAGCUACUUAAAUUGUACAAAAGCUAUGAUCAUCAACAUGGCUUUGCUGUUAAUUACGAUUUGUAUGGUGUGGAGGAGAAUUCUAAUAACCCUUGUGUCAUAAGUUAGAAUUUAACUCAUAUAGUAUAUAGUUCAAACUUACUUAGUAUAUUAUGUCUUUUUUAAGUUAAGAUCAGUAGGAAUUGGAAUGCUCUCAAUUUCACAUAUUGUUAAACUACAUAAUAAUUAGCUACCUAUGUUUUAUUUUUAA